GAGAUUUUCACAAAAAAAAUAAAAAAAAGUCUUGAAAUAAGUCAUUAGCCGAGCUCGCUAUGAUGGUUUCGCUACCUGAUGGGAGAGAAAGAAUUGGGUGAAGAUGAUCGGUUGCAAGCCCUUCUAUCGCAGAGUGAAAAUUUGUGAUCGGAGAAGAAAGUGAAACAAUUUCAGAAUGAUUUGAGGGAGAAGAAGUCUAUAAUGUGGAGUGUUGAACUGCAUUUAAAUCUGAUUUCAUGUCCGCAAGCAUAAGCACGUAAACCUCUGCUAAACCCUAGUGCCACGAUGAAAUUUAGAUGUCACCUCUCAAGCUAACUACAAAUUGGAGCAUUAUCGACGCCAAUUUCUUGCACUUCAGUUCUCAAUCUAUGUUCAACAUAGGAUCCCAAAUCAAGAGCCAUGUCAAUAAUUACAAAUUAUUAGUCCACAUCAUCAUCAACUCCACCGGAAACUGCAGCUGCAGCCACCACAGGUGGUGGUGGACAAGGACAACCAUGGAGUUUUCUCAAGUUUUUUUAGUUGCAGAAGUUACUGGUGGUUUCGCUACUGCUGGUUAUGACACCUAUGGUGAUAUUAUAGUGCAGCAAAUCAAUGGUGGUUUUACUUUCUUUUCCCAUUUCAUACAAAAUUACAUAAUAAAAUACUAGUAAAACCAUUGAUACGCACACAAGGUGUUUGCAUAAAUGCUCUAGUGACAUUCUGUCUUGUGAUUUCUGUUUCUUGUAAUUUUGCUUUCUGUGAUUUGGUAUUGUACAUUUGAAUGCUCUGUACAAAAUAUGGUUAUAUACUUGACAUUGAUAGAUGAUUUUGUCUUUUUACUCUUGACUUGAUGUUGUCUUGCAAUACAAUAUGGUGUUCUAUUGUAGCUUGUAGGUU
This is a messenger RNA of Lactuca saligna, 876 nucleotides long. Lineage: Eukaryota; Viridiplantae; Streptophyta; Magnoliopsida; Asterales; Asteraceae. The record is from the annotation of a GenBank genome assembly.